AUGGACACCGAGAAGCAAAACCCAUUGGCUUCCCACAAUGAUGAAGCGCUCCGCGUGGCCGAUACGGCCGUGGAGCUUGCGCACGGCGUCGACGACACGGUCUACUCGCCCUGGAGCAAGGGCCUGCUGAGCCUCUACCUCGUCCUCAUCAUCCCGUACCUGUGCGGGACCCUGAACGGCUACGACGGCAGUCUGAUGGGCGGCAUUAUUGUCAUGAAGUCCUACCAGGCCGUGUUCAAUAUCGGGCUCGAGGGACACGAGGCCGGCAUCGUCAACGCCAUGUACAACAUCGGCUCGGUGGCUGCCGUGUUCUUCACCGGCCCCAUCAACGACUACUUCGGCCGGAGGCCCGGCAUGUGGACCGGCUCCAUGUUCAUCAUCGUGGGCACCAUCGUCCAGGCACUCUCGUGGGGGCUGAGCCAGUUCCUGGGAGGCCGCUUCCUGCUGGGCUUUGGCGUCAGCUUCUGUUGCGUCUCGGCGCCGACAUAUGUCAGCGAAAUGGCGCACCCACGCUGGCGCGGCACAAUCACGGGCUUGUACAACUGCACAUGGUACAUUGGCUCCAUCAUCGCCUCGUGGACUAUCUACGGCUGUUCCUACCUCGAGAGCCCGGACGCGUGGCGCUACCCCGUGUGGAUCCAGAUGGUCACCUCGGGCCUCGUGUUCCUGGGCGUGUUCCUGAUCCCCGAGUCGCCCCGCUGGCUGGCAGCCCAGGACAAGUACGACGAGGCGGCCAAGAUCCUGGCGAGGUACCACGGCGAGGGCAGCCUUGAGCACCCGAUGGUCCAGCUGCAGCUCCGCGAGAUGGGCCAGCAGAUCAAGUCCGACGCCAGCGACAAGCGGUGGUGGGACUAUAGCGAGCUCUGGAACAGCCACAGCGCCCGGCGCCGCCUCAUUUGCGUCAUCGGCAUGGCGUGCUUUGGGCAGAUCAGCGGCAACUCGCUGUCGAGCUACUACAUGGGCGCCAUGCUCAAGAACGCGGGCAUCACAGACGAGCACAAGGUGCUGGCGCUGAACGGCGUCAACCCGGUGCUAUCCUUUAUCGGCGCUGUCACGGGUGCGCGCAUGACAGAUGUCGUUGGCCGCCGCCCGCUGCUGUUGUACACCAUCGUUUUUGCCUCGGUGUGCUUCGCCAUUAUUACAGGCACCAGCAAGAUGGCCACCGACGACCCCUCGCAGUCCGCUGCCGCCAACGCCACCAUCGCCUUCAUCUUUAUUUUUGGCAUCGUCUUCUCUUUCGGCUGGACGCCCCUGCAGUCCAUGUAUAUCGCCGAGACGCUGCCCACCGCCACUCGCGCCAAGGGCACCGCGGUCGGCAACCUCGCCUCCGCUGCCGCCUCGACCGUUAUCCAGUACUCGUCUGGUCCGGCCUUUGCAGCCAUCGGCUACUACUUCUACCUGGUCUUCGUGUUCUGGGACCUCAUCGAGGCUGUCGUCAUCUAUCUGUUCUGGCCCGAGACUAAGGACCGCACCCUCGAGGAGCUGAGCGAGGUCUUCGAAGCGCCCGACCCCGUCAAGAAGAGCUUGGAGAAGCGCAGCGCCCAGACGGUGCUCAACACGCUCCAUGUUGCUCACGAUGCCAAGGUGGCCGAGGUGUAG
Messenger RNA from Microdochium trichocladiopsis, 1599 nucleotides. Its product is annotated as general substrate transporter. Bases 1 to 1599 code for a protein of 532 amino acids. The transcript is spliced from 2 exons. Gene Ontology annotation, biological process: carbohydrate transport; transmembrane transport. Lineage: Eukaryota; Fungi; Ascomycota; Sordariomycetes; Xylariales; Microdochiaceae. Gene Ontology annotation, molecular function: carbohydrate:proton symporter activity. Gene Ontology annotation, cellular component: membrane. The record is from RefSeq and is a predicted model, not a curated record.